This is a messenger RNA of Beta vulgaris subsp. vulgaris (sugar beet), 627 nucleotides long. RefSeq lists its product as uncharacterized. The record is from RefSeq and is a predicted model, not a curated record. Lineage: Eukaryota; Viridiplantae; Streptophyta; Magnoliopsida; Caryophyllales; Amaranthaceae. The transcript has 4 exons. The coding region runs from base 107 to 403 and encodes 98 amino acids.
GGUAUUUCCUUUGUUUUGACGAUUAUGUGCAGGGCUCAAGGAAUCUGUAGUACUGAAAGCAGAAGCUGCAAAGAGGGAUGUCAUCUUACGAUCAGAAGCUGCAAAGAUGGGAGAGAUCAAUCGAGCAGAUGGUGAUGCUGAAGCUCUAAUGCUAAGAAGUAAGGCAACUGCAGCUUCAAUUAAUCUUAUUUCCGAUGCCCUUAAAAAAGAGGGAGGCAAAGAGGCUGCAAGCCUUCAGGUAGCAGAGUCAUAUGUAGAAGCCUUCAGUAAAUUGGCUAAGGAGUCAACAACGGUGUUGCUUCCUUCAUCUGUUGAUAAUCCUUCAAGCAUGAUAACACAAGCUCUCACUUUAUACAAGAAAUUGAAUCCUGAUAAUGCCUUGAUGUCCAACUCGAAAGACUAAGCUAACCUAUUUUUCUACUGGAUAAUCCUCUAAUAUUUUAAAGAUUUUGAGAAGUAGGAUAAUGGUUAUUUUUGAACUUAUGUAGGAUAAUCUUCUAUAAUCUAUUGAUAUACGCUGAAUGGUUAUAUUUGAGAAUAAGUUAGUAUCAUUAGGAUGUAUAUGUUGGCUUCUCUCGAAUUUCUAUUAAGAUAUUAUUUUUUAUAAUAAUUUGGUGAUUUUCAACU